GAAUGGUAGGACUAAGAGACUCAAACAUAAAUUUUUGCAGAGUAGAAGUCAUCUUCAGCUGAGACAACUUUAUUUCUCUGACACUAACAUGGCAGUUGGCCUUUGGGAUGGGUUGUUUUCUGAUGUGGUAGUGGCAGUAAUUUAAGGGAAAGCUUGAUAAAUAUUUGAACGAUAAUGGUAGGCUUUGAUCUUUUUAGUAUUUGGUUUAAUUUAACAGAUAGGACAGCCUAGGUGGACCAAGAGGUACCUUGUUGUCCUUUAAUGCUAUGUUAAAUACUUUCAUGUGUAUAUAGCCAUAUCAUUGGUUAAAACAGAAGUCUUACAGACAGUCAAAUUCAAAGCUGCAUGUUUAGGUUGAUUUACACUACAGUCUUGUGAUGUGUUUGCAGAAUAUGGAAAAUGAGUUUUAAUUUUGAGAAACUAAGUUUUGUAUAUACUGUGUUUUGUGUAUAAUGAGUUCAGCUGGCCCACCGAAGGGACGGGCUGCUAAAGACAAACCCCAAAUGCCACAGUCUCAAAAUAUAAAGUCUACUACCGAAGGAUCCAAAGCAGCAGAUGGGCUUAACCCUAAAAUACAGCCAACAGCAGAGCAGAUUAGGAUUGCCCAGAUUAUAAAUGAUGCCAACAAAAAUGAAGAUUUACAGCAUAAAGUAGAGCAGGUAAUGGAGAUAACAAAUAGAUCGAAGGAUGAUGCCAUUAUUGCUCUGCAUGACAGUGAUAAUGAUCCUGACAAAGCCAUUACUUUGCUUUUAGAAGGUGUCCAGAGUGAGGGAAAAUGGGAAACAACUGGCAAAAAGAAGAAAAACCGGCAAGUUUCAGCCCAUAAACCUGUGGAACAUCCUGUAGCAAACAACACUAGCCCAACAAACAACAAAGAAAACAGAAACAAAGGAGAAAAAAGUAGAGAUAGAGAGCCCAAGGAGCGGGAUGGAUUUCGAAAUAGAGGGCCACCUCGCUUGAGUAGGAUGGGGGGAGGAAGAAAUUGGCGUAAUAAAGAAAAUGAAAAGAAUGAGCGUAAUUUAGAAGAUGGAACGUCAGAACAUAACCGUAGACUGCGCACUGGAAGACGUGGAAGGGGCAGAGGAGGAGGAAAUCGGAGUAGAACAUUUCAGAAUCAAAAAAUGGGUGGUGGUCUUAUUGAUACUUUUCCUCAAUCGAUUGACACUUGGACCAACAUCACAGCUGAACAAGCAGAGACAGGGGGUGGAGGAGAUGCUACUAUGUCAGUUGGUAAUUGGUCUGAUAUUGCUGCAGUAGAAGAUUGGAGUGAAGAAGACUGGACAGAAAGUCUUACAGAAACAAAAGUGUUUACUCCGAGCUCAAGCAGCCACUUGUUGGUAGGGCCUGUAGAUGAUGCGACUUCUACCUUGACACACAGCUUGGAUCUGUCCACUCUUCAGAAGGAUAAUACUGGGACAGGUAGUCUGGGAAGUCCAACGGUACUUUCAUCCGGUGGUCACUCUCAACAUAUCCACCCAUCUAUGAUGACUUCUCAGAUAAACCAAUCUACCACUCAAAGUGCACCAAACCAAUUUAGCCUUAGCCAGUAUGCUCAGCAAGCAACGGAGUCUAUUAAAGCAGCAGUAGGGGUGGUAAGUAGAAACAGCAACAGUUUUUCCAGCAUAACUUCAGGAAGCAGUCCAAAUUACUCGACGUGUUUUGAGAGUCCUUCAUCUUCAGCACAGACAGGACCACUCCAAGCAGCUGUGAACCAGUCAGUUCAAUCAAAACCUGUGACACACACUCAACCUCAACCUAUUUCUUCAAGAGUCAAGCCACAAAGAAUGAGAGGACCUCAGUCUUCAAAGAUUCCAGAAACAGCGGUGGAGAUGCCAGACAAUGCUAUCAUGUCGUUGGAUGUUCAGUUUGGUGCACUGGAGUUUGGAACCGAUUCCUCACCAUUUGAUUUCACAGCAACAUCAGAGGCUCCUUCCAGUUUCAAUGGAAGUGGUGUUAGGUACAAUGUUUGUUACAAGCUGUAUUGGAAUGUGUGAUUUCUGUUCAAUAGGUGAUGCUUUUAAGACUGUUAGUUAAAAAUAAUGUUGAAGAGCUACAGGCUAUUUUUUUUAUAUAACUUUCAUUUAUAUCAAACUCUUCUCGGGUGGGAUGAUUUUCACACUUAUCUGAUGAUGAUGAUGAUGAUGAUAAUUGUAUGGAAUAGAUGUGAUGAAAGUAAGUUAUUGAACUGAAUUGAUAACAUUUUACACAUUGUUUCUCUCAGAUACUUGGAUAUUCCUAAUUGUAAUGAACUUCUGUAAUAAGUAAAACUGUUGGGUUAUUAUUAUUAUCGUGAACAAGGUCAAAGUUCAUGUAAUAGUUACAUUCAAUAUUUAAAUAACCUACUUUAUUAACAAUGUACACAAAUACACU
Molecule: messenger RNA, 2370 nt
Organism: Limulus polyphemus (Atlantic horseshoe crab)
Lineage: Eukaryota; Metazoa; Arthropoda; Merostomata; Xiphosura; Limulidae
Product: ubiquitin-associated protein 2-like
Exons: 12
Coding region: 453-1994 (513 amino acids)
Cellular component (GO): nucleus; cytoplasm
Molecular function (GO): protein binding
Source: RefSeq, a predicted model, not a curated record